This is a messenger RNA of Aureobasidium pullulans EXF-150, 1765 nucleotides long. Its product is annotated as alcohol oxidase. The transcript has 4 exons. The record is from RefSeq and is a predicted model, not a curated record. NCBI's taxonomy places the organism in Eukaryota, Fungi, Ascomycota, Dothideomycetes, Dothideales, Saccotheciaceae. Gene Ontology annotation, biological process: secondary metabolite biosynthetic process. Bases 116 to 1696 code for a protein of 526 amino acids. Gene Ontology annotation, molecular function: flavin adenine dinucleotide binding; oxidoreductase activity, acting on CH-OH group of donors.
AAACCGACUGUCGGAGAAAUCACAGAAAUCUGUGCUCGUCCUCGAAUAUGGAUACAACGACAACUCGACCAAGACUCUGUGGCCUUACUAUGGCACUGGUUACAACGAUCCCGACAUGUUCGAGAUCAACUCUGCUCCUCAGGUAAACCUUCAGAACCAGAGUUUCGUUGCCUACGCCGGAAAAGUUCUUGGUGGUGGUUCUAUUGUCAACGGCAUGGGAUACGAUAGAGGUACCCAGCCUGACUACGACGCGUGGGGUGAGCUUGGUAACGACGGCUGGAACUGGGAUAACCUUCUCACCUACUUCAAGAAGAGCAGUACCUUCACCCCCAACAAGGCCGAGACUCUUUCGAAGUACAACUACACGUACGAUCUUUCGGCUUACGGUACUGGACCCGUCCAAGUCUCUCUUCCUGAGUGGCAGUACCCUGAGAUGCCUGCUUUCUGGGAUGCCAUGGACGAGAUGAACAUCAACAAGGUGCAAGAAGGAGCUUUGGGUGAACCCGGAUGUUUCUGGGUUGCUGCAUCCACCGAUCCCAAGUACCAGACCAGAUCUUCCGCUCGUUCUGCCUACUAUGAUCCCAUCACUACUCGUUCCAACCUCAAGGUCGUUACCGGUAUUCAGGUCCAGGAAAUCGUCUUCUCCACUCUGACUGCAAAGGGUGUCAAGCUGCUUGACAGAGAUACCGGCAAGACUUACACUGCAUACGCCGACAUGGAGCUCAUCCUUGCAGCUGGUGCCAUUCACACUCCUCAGAUCCUGCAGCUCAGUGGUGUUGGACCUGCCAGUGUUCUCAAGGCAGCAGGUGUCAAGGUCAAGGUUGAUCUUCCCGGUGUCGGAAACAACUUCCAGGACCACCCUGCCGCGUACCUGAUGUACAACUUGGCCAAUGAUACAACCAUCAACACCAACUCUCUUACCAAUAACGCUACAUUCAACGCCACCUCAUACGAUGAGUAUGUUGCCAACAAGACCGGCCCUUACACUCAGGCUCAUGGCAACGGUGCUGCUUUCCUUCCUCUUUCCAAGAUCGCCCCUGACAACUACAAGUCGAUCGUGGAGAAGCUUUCCGCCCAGAAUGCCACUGCUUAUCUUCCCGAGAUGUACUCUGCUUAUCCUGAACUGGUUGCUGGUUACGAAGCUCAACGCAAGAUUCAAGUCGAGCAGUUCAGCUCUGAUGCCGCUUCCAUGUACGAGUUCUCGUUCCAGGGCGGUGGCUUCGCUAUCACUGCUCUCCAGAAGCCUACCAGUCGUGGUACAGUUUACAUCGACCCUUCCAACCCUUCCGGCGAGCCAAUCGUCGACUACCACGGUUUGAAGAACCCUGUGGACGUCGACCUUCUCCUUGCCAGCAUUCGUUAUACUCGCCAGAUCUACAACACUACUGCCCUCUCGGUCUUUGAACCUGUUGAGCUCACCCCUGGUGCAAAGUACCAGACUGACGACGAGCUCAAGUCACAAAUCGCUUCUGGCCUGGUUUACCCUACCUUCGCUCACCCUGCUUCCACCUGUGCCAUGAUGCCAAGAAACCUGGGUGGUGUUGUAGACUCUGGUCUGCAAGUGUACGGUAUCAAGAAGGUGACCAUUAUCGAUGCCAGCAUAAUGCCUAUGAUCCCCGGCACUCAUCUUCAAGCCACCGUCUACGCUAUCGCUGAGAAGGCCGCCGAUAUCAUCAAGGCCAGACACGGCGCUUGAACGGACCUUCAAGAGACCCUUUGGACUUACUCUGUAUUCACGGCUGUUGAAACGCACAUUUUCGCUUCU